This is a messenger RNA of Asparagus officinalis (garden asparagus), 480 nucleotides long. RefSeq lists its product as uncharacterized. The transcript has a single exon. The record is from RefSeq and is a predicted model, not a curated record. The coding region runs from base 1 to 480 and encodes 159 amino acids. Lineage: Eukaryota; Viridiplantae; Streptophyta; Magnoliopsida; Asparagales; Asparagaceae.
AUGAAAACAUUCACUCUACCUCUUGCUGCUCUCGUGGCCAUCUCAGCCUUAGCCCCCUCCUACGCCGUUAUCUACUCAGCCAGCAACAGCGCGAUAGGCACGCCCGGCGGCGACCGCUUCCAGCACCAAGUCGGGCUUGACUACGCCCUCGACGUCCUGGAAAAAGGGUCGUCCUCCUUUUGGUACGCGUUCGCUCAACAGAACGAAACCGACAGGAAAAAUGUUACGGAGAUAACCGUAACGAUUACCCAGAGCAUGAUCGGUAUAUCCGACAACGUCAACGGUGACAUCCGCGUAAACUCCAAGUACAUUGGAAACUUUUCCGGUGACGUUAAGGAAGAGUUCACCGGGAUUGUGUACUACGAACUUGCACGCGCUUUGCAAUGGGACGGGCAGGGGCAGGCCCCUGCCGGGUUGUUGACGGGCGUGGCGGAUUUCUUCCGGUUGAAAGCCGGAUACGCGCCACGAAUACGUAGCUAA